CUCCGCCCGGGCCUGCGAGGAGGGCGGGGAGGGAGGAGGAGCCGCGCCGCGGGGCUGAAGCUCGCCAUGGGGACGCUCCUGGCGCGGGCCGGCGGCGGGGCCUGGGCCUGGGCCUGGGCCUGGCGGCGCGCAGGCGGAGGCGAACGGGUAGCCGCCGCCGGGAGGCGCCUCAGCAGCAGCCCCAGGAGCACCUUGGAUGUAGCUGUGAUUGGCGGUGGCCUUGUGGGGCUGGCAUCUGCCCGAGCGCUCGUUCUGAGACAUCCCUCCCUCGUUUUCGGAGUGCUGGAAAAGGAAGAGGAGUUGGCCCGUCAUCAAAGCGGACACAACAGCGGCGUCAUUCACAGUGGGAUUUAUUACACGCCGGGAUCCUUAAAAGCGAAGCUGUGUGUGGAAGGCGCUGCCCUUUGCUACAAAUACUGUGACGAAAAGGGAAUCCCGUAUAAACUGUGCGGCAAGCUCAUUGUUGCGGUUGAACAUGAAGAAAUUCCGAGACUCAAGGCAUUACACGAGAGAGGGCUACAGAACGGGGUCCGGGGGCUGAAACUGAUCACUGCCAAAGAAAUACAAGCAAAGGAGCCCUACUGCCGGGGUUUGAUGGCUCUGGACUCUCCAUAUACUGGCAUUGUGAACUACAGGCAGGUGGCCCUCUCCUAUGCCAAAGACUUCGAAGCAGCUGGGGGAACGGUCUUCACUGACUUCGAGGUAGAAGGCAUGGAGAUGACAAAAGAAAGUCCCACAGGAAGUAAAGAAGGGAUGAAAUAUCCCGUUGUUGUUAGAAGUUCCAAGGGCAAGGAAAUCCACUGCAGACACAUUGUAUCCUGCGCAGGGCUGUAUUCGGACCGCCUCUCACAGAUCAGCGGUUGUAGCUCCGAGCCUCGCAUUGUGCCUUUCCGGGGCGACUAUUUGGUGCUCAAGCCAGAGAAGAGCUAUUUGGUUCGAGGGAACAUUUAUCCGGUCCCUGAUCCCCGUUUCCCCUUCUUGGGCAUUCAUUUCACCCCAAGGAUGGAUGGCAGCGUCUGGCUCGGGCCUAAUGCAGUGCUUGCCUUCAAGCGAGAAGGUUACAAAUUUUAUGACUUCAGCUUUCGGGAUUUCAUUGAUGCAACUGCUUACAGUGGUUUAUGGAAGCUGGUGUGCAAGAACCUCUCUUACGGGGUGGGUGAAAUGUAUAGAGCAUGCUUCCUUAAGGCACAAGUAAAGCAGCUCCAGAAAUUCAUACCUGAAGUUACCAUCGAUGAUAUACUCAGGGGUCCAUCUGGCGUCAGAGCUCAGGCCCUGGACAGCAACGGGAAUUUGAUAGAUGACUUUGUGUUUGAUGGAGGCACCGGAGACAUCGGGGGCCGAAUUCUCCAUGUCAGAAAUGCUCCCUCACCUGCGGCUACCUCCUCCCUGGCUAUUGCAAACAUGAUUGCCGAUGAGGUAGAGAGGAGAUUUGAACUGUGACCGGAACACUGGGAGACGUUGGACUGUUUUGACCUGUUGGUGCUCAGGCUGUCGUGAUUUGAGUGAUGCCAUCGAAGAAAGAGCAGGGAACGCAGCUUGUCUGGGGAGAAGCAGCUGGGAAUAGACUUGGGCUGCUGGCUCAACGUUUUGCCUUGCAGAAGUCACAGUCCAUACUGUGUUCUGAUAAGGAAAGCAGACCAGCCACUUCCUGUGAAUGCCCUGUAAAUUUGGCUGGAAAAAAUCGGUCCAUGGUGGAUCCAGGAGAAUGCCAAGAACACCUGCAGCCCUUCUUCUUAGGCAGUGUGUUUUUACAUUACGCAGUUUUCAGUGGGAGGGAGGCAAGGCUCCCUCGUUUCUGUUCAUGAAGAGGAUCUCCAGUACACUGAGGCCCUCCUUUUGAACAGUCUGGGUUGGGGGGGGGGGACUGUGACUGUGUCAUCUGCCUUCCUUCCAUCCUCCUGUAAAUCACCUUAAGAAGAAGAGCAGGAAGAUGGUCAGUCCAGGUAGCUCUUUCCACAGGUGUGGACUGUCUGCCUAGAGCACAUUCGUCUCACAGUUUUGUCCUGCUCUGUCAGGCCACACUGCAGGCGGUGGCAAUAUAAGACCCCACAGGGAGUAUCGGCAGGGGCGGAAACCAUGCUGCAAGCCCACCGAAAAGGGUGCCUGUUUUUCAUGGUGGUAGCUUUGUUUCCCUUGCUUCAGCACACAGACGCGGAAGAGGGCAUAGGAAAAUACUCUCUGUGCCUGGAGGGAAACUCUCCUGGGAAAUUUUGUACUGUUGGAAAAAUUGGGAGCAAAGAAAGGGCUGACUUUUGAAGCAAGAGAAUGGUUUGUCCUAGCGAGUAGGGUAAAAGCCACGCCUGAGUUACCUCUGGAGGAAUUUUUGCAGAUCAGUUGAUUCUCCAAACUGCACAGGCGAAAUGAGGAAAUGGUCUCAUUUUAAUUAUCUGACUAAAUAGUCACACGCGUGUAAUCUUUCUGCUCUGGAUGUUCCAGCCUUGCAGAGAUUCAGAAUAAACGAGUACCCAACCGAAUGCAAGAUACUUUUGUAAAAUACAACAUAGUGAAUGUGUGUAAGGUUAGUAGGAGCUGAUCAACAACAACAAAUUGCUCAAGACAAAUUCAUGCGAACUUUUGUAUGCAAUAGUAGGGAGGUUUAUACAAAGAUGACGGACAAGAGAAUUAUAAACACUUUUGCUGAGC
Messenger RNA from Eublepharis macularius, 2643 nucleotides. RefSeq names its product L-2-hydroxyglutarate dehydrogenase (gene L2HGDH). The record is from RefSeq and is a predicted model, not a curated record. The transcript has 10 exons. The coding region runs from base 67 to 1440 and encodes 457 amino acids. Gene Ontology annotation, molecular function: (S)-2-hydroxy-acid oxidase activity; (S)-2-hydroxyglutarate dehydrogenase activity. NCBI's taxonomy places the organism in Eukaryota, Metazoa, Chordata, Lepidosauria, Squamata, Eublepharidae.